Paracoccidioides brasiliensis Pb18 is the source of this 1122-nucleotide messenger RNA. RefSeq lists its product as uncharacterized. The transcript has 5 exons. The record is from RefSeq and is a predicted model, not a curated record. Gene Ontology annotation, biological process: protein folding; protein peptidyl-prolyl isomerization. Bases 1 to 1122 code for a protein of 373 amino acids. Gene Ontology annotation, cellular component: intracellular membrane-bounded organelle. Gene Ontology annotation, molecular function: protein binding; peptidyl-prolyl cis-trans isomerase activity.
AUGGCCGAAGCUACAGGUCGACCGCGCGUCUUCUUUGACAUUGAGAUUGGAAAUAAGCCUGAGGGUCGCAUUGUCUUCGAGCUGUUCGACGAUGUCGUCCCUAAAACUGCAGAAAACUUCCGCGCCCUCUGUACUGGCGAGAAGGGCGAGGGGAAGUCGGGGAAACAGCUCAGCUACAAGGGCUCCAUCUUCCACCGCAUCAUCAAACAAUUCAUGAUCCAGGGUGGUGAUUUCACUGCAUUCAACGGCACAGGCGGCGAAUCAAUCUACGGCGAGAAGUUCGACGACGAAAACUUCGAUCUGAAACAUGAUCGCCCUUUCCUAUUGUCUAUGGCCAAUUCCGGCCCGGGAACCAACGGCAGCCAGUUCUUCAUCACCACCGUCCCAACCCCGCAUCUCGAUGGGAAACACGUCGUCUUUGGUGAAGUCAUCACUGGCAAGGGGCUCGUGCGCAAAAUCGAGAAGUCCCCGACAGACACGAGCGAUAAGCCACACAAGGAGGUUAAAGUGGUGGACUGUGGUCAGCUCUCUGGUGACAGCUAUGAAGCUGCGAAGGAGGUAUCUGUCGAUGAAACCGGUGAUAAAUACGAGGAUUACCCAGAGGAUGCCGGGGAGACACUUUCCGGCGCGGAAUAUUACAAGAUCGCAUCUGAGGUGAAGGAAUUUGGCAAUAAGGCGUUUAAGUCAGGAAACCUCGAUCUAGGUCUUGAAAAAUACCAAAAGGCCCUCCGCUACCUGAACGAGUGCCCGGAGCCCUCCGACUCCGAUCCGCCAGAGCUACAGGGCCAAAUGUCCGUCCUGCGCUUCACGUUACAUUCCAACUCGGCGCUGUUGGCGAAUAAAUUGAAGCGCUUUGACGAUGCGCAGAGCUGGGCUGGGUUCGCGCUGGAGACGGCCACGGCCGCGCAGGCGAAGGAUACGGAUCGGGCGAAGGCGUAUUAUCGACGUGCGGUAGCGCUUGUGGGGCUUAAGGAUGAUGAGGCUGCGUUGAAGGAUUUGGUGGAGGCGAGUCGGCUGGCGCCUGGGGAUGCGGCGGUUGUGAGUGAGACGGCUAGGGUUAAGAAGUCUAUUGCUGAGCAGCAGAGGAAGGAAAAGGAGAUGCUUAAGAAGUUCUUCCAAUGA